AGUCCCAGUCGCUUCCCAACCCACCUAACUCUCCCAGUUAAUUGCUAUAUAAACUAAGAUCAUACGUACGUUGUAAGAUUAAGAGGCUAAGUGUUAAACCCAACAAUGGAUCAAUACAAAGGUUCAGAUGUAGACAAGUAUAGAUGUUUCAUGAGUGGAGAAGGUGAGAAGAACACCAAAUGGAAGUUGGGUGUACCCCCUAACUAUGAUGCAAUCAACGAACUCUUUGAAGAAGGCAGAACCAAGAUAUGGCCGGCAGGUUCACUGGGAGAGCAAGUUCAGAAUCUUGUGAAAACAUGGGAAAUGGAGUUGGUCCACAAACCGAAUUCCCAAGAUCAUAAGUCUGUUGAUGUCACAAAGCUCACAAUUUCUGUUAAUGGCAGGAAGCCCUUGAAAAUGGAAGAUGUGGGUAAGAUAGGUGGGGGGUACAAUAUGUUUCUUCAAACUUCGUUGCCAGAAGAUCUACGACUGUAUAAUCCUUCUGAUGAAACUGGGGAUACGUCUCAUGAUAUCUUCACAAACACAUUUACUCGUGGUUUUGCGUUGGAGGUUCUUGAGGUUUACUCAGGUCCUCCGGUGAUUGCAUAUAAGUUCAGGCAUUGGGGUUACAUGGAAGGUCCAUUCAAAGGUCAACCGCCUACGGGGGAAAUUGUUGAAAUGAUUGGUGUCUCUACAUUCGAGUUGGAUGAACAAUUCAAGAUCGUGAAGAUCCAGUUUUUCUACGAUAGAGGAGAGUUUCUUGCGGGUUUUAUCAAGGGUGGGAGUUCUGUGACCACCACCCAAGAUUCCACCAUUGAUGUAGGCUCUUCAAGAUGCCCCUUUUCUUAA
This is a messenger RNA of Lactuca sativa (garden lettuce), 828 nucleotides long. Its product is annotated as pathogen-related protein. Lineage: Eukaryota; Viridiplantae; Streptophyta; Magnoliopsida; Asterales; Asteraceae. The record is from RefSeq and is a predicted model, not a curated record.